GCUGAGACAUCGUCGCGACGACGGAGCCGAGCCGAGCCGAGCCGAGCGGAGCGGAGCUCCGUGACGUGGAGACACGACGACGACGACGACCGCGACGUCGUCACAGUUUCCCCCUUGACACGUACGCCCACAAAUCCGAGCGAACGACGAGAGAACGGGGAGACAGCGACGGCGAGAGCGAGUGUUUCGGAGGAAUCGAUCGCCGUCUCUCGCCGCGCCUCUCCGACCUAACGUUGGAAUUCGGAGCGGCAGCGCGUACGCUCCCGGGGCUGACGUCAUCAUCGCGUCGGCACAACCGUCGGGACGGUCCGCGCGCGCGUGCCCUUCCCCGUCUUCCUCCUCUCUACCCUCCUUCCCCUCCCUCCCCCCUCCUCUGCCUUCCGUCCCCCGUUCUCCCGAGACGGUGUGUGCCAGUCUCGCCGCUCCAACCCGCUCCGAGUCCAGCUCGUGACCAGCGGCGGUCCGCGCCCGGUGUUAGGUUCCUUUCCCAAUUUUUUUCCGCGUUCUUUUUUUUUCGUUCUCCUCCUCGUAAUCGUCCUCCACGUUCGAUCACGUUCUCCCUUUUCCCGGAGGGAAGAGUCGCGCGAGAACAUGAGCGAAAUAACGCGAGUGGUUGCUAGGUGUCACGGUCACGGGUGGUGAGACGCGAUAAUCGCGAAUCCUCUCUCCAGGGUGACGAGAGGAGAGCUCGUCGCCUCCGUCGUCGUCGUGGCUCGUCGUCGUCGGCCUCGUCAGAUAUCGAACCUUGGACGGUGCCCUACGUGUGUGUUCGUGCGUCACACGGUUUUUGAUCACUUGUGUUUUCCAUGACAUCUGCGCCGCGAAACCAAAGCUAAAUCCUUGAGAGUUCGCGUGAGAGAGAAUAGUGCAGUAAAAUGACUUUCAGGCACCCGACGGAGAAGCUCGAGGAGGAGGAGGAGGAGGAGAUCGCGGACUCGCAGCGCGACAUGUCGUACCAUCGCAGCGGUCAGGCGGGCGCCGUAGCGGUCUCGUACAGCACCAGUCCGAUGGCACCGCACUCACCGAGCCGUAGGUACUCGAGCGGCACCGGCAGCGGCGGUGGCAGCUCCACCAGCUCCGGGAUCAGCAGCUCGACGUCCAAAUUCACCGGGUACCGCUCUACCGGCUCGUCCUCGCUCCUGGACCGGCCCACCAGCUUCUACACGUCGUCCUCGUCGAGCUCGAGCCUGCGCUCCAACUAUAUCUCCUCGGAAUACAGGCGGUCCUAUUGCGCGCCAGGAAGCUUCUACCCGUCGGCUUCUACCGGCACGAGUGCCCGCAGGAACUACUCGUCGGAGUACAGUCGAUCCACCUGUUCACCUGCAAGGUCAGUCUCGUCAUCGACGUACGGAGAUACGGGCGGCAGCAACAGCAGCGGCACCGCAUUGGCAGCAGCGACAACGAUCGUUAACGGUACCAGCAGCGGCACUAGCAGAUACAUCCCGUCGACAUCGGGCGCCACCGUCAACAGUUCCACAUCCUCGUCGAGAGAACGCAGCGUCGUCGUCGACCCUGCCGCCGACAUCAUUAGCAGGUACUCACCAGCCAGUUACGUGCCCAGUAUUCAACGUCAACAGCAGGCGGCGAGCAGUAGCAACAGCAGCAGCAGCGGGCAUCAUCACUGGAGGCAGCACCGUUCGACGUCGUCGUCGCUGAACGAGUUGUUCGGCGGUGACGAGCGCGAGGUCGAGCGCAAGGAUCUCCGCCUCUUGGAGUCCUCGCUCUCCUCGUCGUCCUCCUCCUCGUCCGUAGCCACCAGCGCGGCGGCCGGUCUAUGGUCCAAGUCCGGCAAGAGAAGGCCGCCUACAAGCGGCGGCACGGUGCUCACCACCGGCAUUGGACAUGCGCGCACCACGGACAGCUCCGUGUCUCUCGCCGAGGUAACGUCCACCGUCGACGAUCGCGUUACCCGUAAACCGGACGACGACGACGACGACGAAAACGAUAGUAUUAGAGACAACAACGACGAUCAGCAUAACAACAACGGCAACACGGGGCGCGACGGCGAUGAUUUCGCGUGUGGAUACGUGGGCGUUAAUAACAACGACGACGACGACGACGACGACGAGCGUGACAACGACAACGACGAGAACGAACACGGCGACGAAGACGAGGACGAAGACGUGAACGGCGACGACGACGACGCGAAUCUCAACAAUUGCCGUCACCGCUUCCACCAGCAGCGUCGCCAUCGACCAGACGAGGUUCUCUUACCCGUCGCUAAGCGUAACGUUCUCUCAUCCGCUGCCGCCGCUGGUGGUAGUGGUGAUUUGAUUGGUGUUAGCAGCCUUGACCUGUUAACUAACCUCGCCACUAAUCCUCAUAACACCGAGCUGCUGAUCAAUAACAACGCUCAGGACAAGGUGACAGGUGGGAAGGAGGAGGUCGCCGAGAUUGCGAUUGCGACGAACGACGAGGUAACGCGCGACGCCGACAAUGUCACGUCGUUCGUCACGUUUCUGCAACGCGACCGGCGGGACAUUCCCGAGGACGACGACGAGGAGGAGAGCAACGUGUCCGACGGCACGGACGAGAUCGACUUCGGCCGGACAACGAUUGACAGCGUGGCGGGUAGGCCGAACGGCGACGACCCGUCCGUCCCGUCGACAUCGAGGCGAACCGAUCAGCCCGGUCUCUUCUCUGCGACUACUGCGAGCUGCAGCAACCUGACGCCGUCACCGACAAAUCCAUCCACGGCGCAUCAAAGUAUCUAUCGCGGAGUCAACGAGCAAUACGAGGGAAGCCCGACUAAUAGACCGGCGCGUAGUCGUUUACAGGCUCUUCGCGACGAACGAUGUGGUCUAAACGGCUUGCGGAAUAUUGGAAAUACAUGUUUUAUGAACAGCGUGAUCCAAUGCUUGAGCAACACGAGACCUUUGCUAGAAUAUCUGCUGAACGAACAAUACCUGGUCGACAUAAAUACUACGACGUCCAGCAUGAAAGGCGCCCUGAUCAAAGCGUUCAGUCAAGUGAUUCACGAAUUGUGGGAGGUGGGCGGCGAUCACGUGGUUAACACGACCGCGCUCAAGUCUCAGAUACAGAGAUUCGCGCCACGUUUCAUGGGCUACAGUCAACAGGACGCUCAAGAGUUUCUCAGAUACUUGCUGGAGGGUUUGCACGAAGACGUCAACAGAGUCACCACAAAGCUACCACCUAUACAUGGCGACAUACCUGACAGUUACACGGAUAUGCAAAAAGCGGUGGAGAGUUGGAAACGAUAUAUUCGCAGUGAAGAUAGCACAAUAGUCGACGUAUUCGUCGGGCAAUUACGUUCAUCUUUACGUUGCACUUCUUGUGAUCACGUAUCGGUCACCCUCGAUCCGUUUUGGGACCUGAGCUUACCGAUACCAGCCAGAAGUGGCACGGUAAAGCUGAGCCAAUGUUUGGAGCACUUCACUCGGGAAGAGGUGUUGGACGGCGACGAGAAACCAACGUGUUCUAAAUGUCAGAUGAGAAGAAAAUGCACCAAGAGCUUCAGCAUACAGAAAUUUCCAAAAAUUUUGGUUAUUCAUUUGAAACGUUUUUCCCCGAUGGAACGCUUUCGCGGCAAGCUAAACGUGAUGGUGGACUUUCCAUUAACAGGUUUGGAUCUCAGUGCCUUUGCCGCCCCGAGAGUCCCGGGCUGCACGUACAAUUUGUAUGGGGUUGCGAAUCAUUCGGGCACCACGUAUUCCGGUCACUACACCGCGUACUGCAAGCACCCAUACUCGGGGGAAUGGCAUGAGUAUAACGACAGCCGAGUGUCCGUCGUGUCAACGCGAUCGGUCGUUUCCAGUGAAGCCUACGUACUAUUUUACGAACAACAGCCUCACAGUUCUCACUUGUAACCUUACGCCAUACCUAGAGAGUAAACAACCAUCUUGCCUCUCUCGAUACCUCAGCUCAGCCUAGUAAAAAAAACUCUGUCUUCUGAUGUUGAUUGAAAAGCGACUAAACACUGAAAGAAACUUCAGAGGCAGGAGAUCGUUUGUGAUUCCUUUCUCCUGGACAAGUGAUUUUAUUGGCGAUAAUCGUGUCUCUUCCCGUAAAAUACGUGUCUUGAUACGUAGUAUCGCAUACGUGUAACGCCUUUUCACAAAAGAUUACUCACACGUAAAUCAAUAUAAUUGAUGAUUCAACAUAAUUGACAUGCACACGUGUUAUCGACAUAGAAAAGUUAUUUCCGCGCAUCAUGUUUGAUCUUGUAUAAAAAUUAUUUUUUUACGUAAUGUUUUUGCAAGAUUUAUUUUAUACGCGUUGCGAUCGUGUUUGAAAUAAAAGACGAUCUACUGUUUUUAUUCAUUACUUGAACUGCGCAUGGGAAAUAUGCAUUUCCAGAAGAGAAGGUACGAGAUCGCCAAAAAUCACACACAUGCAAUUGCUUCGGAUGUCUAGUUACUUUUGAAUAGACAAGUAGUGACACAUUUUUCUGUCUCUUUUUCUCACACUUCAUUGAACACGUGGCGGCAUGCAGCCAUUUACUUUUGUAAAAUAUUUUGUUUAAUAUAUAUAAUCACAGUCAAGAGUUA
Monomorium pharaonis (pharaoh ant) is the source of this 4508-nucleotide messenger RNA. RefSeq lists its product as uncharacterized. Gene Ontology annotation, cellular component: cytoplasm. The transcript is spliced from 9 exons. Lineage: Eukaryota; Metazoa; Arthropoda; Insecta; Hymenoptera; Formicidae. Gene Ontology annotation, molecular function: cysteine-type deubiquitinase activity. Bases 876 to 3827 code for a protein of 983 amino acids. Gene Ontology annotation, biological process: protein deubiquitination. The record is from RefSeq and is a predicted model, not a curated record.